Messenger RNA from Trachymyrmex septentrionalis, 833 nucleotides. RefSeq names its product aminopeptidase Q-like. NCBI's taxonomy places the organism in Eukaryota, Metazoa, Arthropoda, Insecta, Hymenoptera, Formicidae. The annotation marks the transcript as partial. Gene Ontology annotation, molecular function: peptide binding; metalloaminopeptidase activity; zinc ion binding. The record is from RefSeq and is a predicted model, not a curated record. Gene Ontology annotation, cellular component: cytoplasm. The transcript is spliced from 4 exons. Gene Ontology annotation, biological process: proteolysis; peptide catabolic process.
AUGGAAUUCUUAAAGUUGUUAUUAAAUAUUGGUUUAAUAUUGGUUAUGAGUUUCUCCAUCAAUGGUUUUGAAAUUAUACGUCGUUUAUCCGUUAACACGAUACCAAUUCACUAUGAUAUCAAACUGAUACCGUAUCUCGAGGAAGGCAAUUCUACUUUCCACGGCGAAUCUAAUGUCAAAAUCGUAAUUUAUCAUGCAUCGCAAAAUAUAAACUUACACUCAAGAGAAUUAGAAAUAAAUGAAAGGGCGACAACGUUGAUUAAUGACAAGGUUGGUUUUGUACAAACUGGUUUCAUGAAAUUUCCGUACACAAAUAAAGAAGGAAACAAAAUGUGGGUGGUUGCAACGCAUUUCGAGCCGAAUGGAGCCAGACGAAUGUUUCCAUGUUGGGACGAGCCAGCGUUAAAAGCCACCUUUAACAUAUCUGUAAUACAUGAUGAGAAAUAUAUAGUAUUGUCAAAUAUGCCAGUACGAGAACAAUGGCAAAUAGAUGACUUGAUACUGACACACUUCAACACUACUCCUAUAAUGUCCACAUAUCUUGUGGCGAUUGUUAUAAUCCCCAUACAAUCUGAUUUUGUCCGUGUUUCCAAUGCGAAUAAAACCAUUAAUUUUUGGUGUAACUCGUCUUUGGCAAAGCAAAUAAACUUAGCGCAUAGUAUUGCUCGAAAAAUCACGCCGCUUUUAAUUGAAUAUAUCAAUAGUUCCGAAAAAGUACCGAAAAUGGAUCACGUCAUAAUACCGAAUUUUCCGAUUCACGGCAAGGAAAAUUGGGGACUUAUCAUUUACAGUCAAGCAUCAGGAAUUGUCUAUAAUGAUAAAAAACAACCAAG